This is a messenger RNA of Coffea eugenioides, 1533 nucleotides long. Its product is annotated as deoxyhypusine hydroxylase. Gene Ontology annotation, biological process: peptidyl-hypusine biosynthetic process. Bases 179 to 1108 code for a protein of 309 amino acids. Gene Ontology annotation, molecular function: deoxyhypusine monooxygenase activity. The record is from RefSeq and is a predicted model, not a curated record. Lineage: Eukaryota; Viridiplantae; Streptophyta; Magnoliopsida; Gentianales; Rubiaceae. The transcript is spliced from 7 exons.
GAGAGCCCUAUAGUUUAAUAUCGCCGUCUCUGUCUUCUUCUUUUCUCCGGCGAAGGUACUGGCCGUGGCCAACAUCUCAAUCGGAAAAUCCAAAUCUCCCCUUAAUUUCCCAAACAACCACCGGGGGGGUUUGGAUUGAGGAUUUUUGAAUACCAAUUCCACCCAAAUCCCUCCAUCCAUGGAAGUUUCUGUCGAGAUGGAGAAGUUCCUAUGUGACCUGUUGUUAGAUCAUAACAAACCCAUUUCAGAGCGGUUUAGAGCUCUCUUCUCUCUUCGCAACCUCCGCGGCCCGACACCGCGCGACGCUCUUAUACUUGCAACAAGGGACUCUUCUAAUCUUUUGGCACACGAGGCUGCUUUCGCAUUGGGGCAAAUGCAAGAUGGUGAAGCAAUUCCUGCCCUGGAAUUAGUUUUGAGUGAUCUUUCGCUGCAUCCCAUUGUUCGGCAUGAGGCUGCAGAAGCCCUUGGCGCAAUUGCUUUAGAAAGGAACAUCCCACUUUUGAAGAAAAGUCUGAUUUCAGAUCCAGCUCAAGAGGUCCGGGAAACAUGUGAACUGGCUCUUAGCCGCAUUGAAGAGCUGCGGGACCAUGGAAGUGUUGAUCCAUCUUCAGCAGAACCAUCACCAUUUUUAUCAGUUGACCCAGCUGCUCCUGCUUCUUGUUCUUCUGUACAGGAGCUGAGGGAUACAUUGUUAGAUGAAAAAAAGGGCAUGUAUGAGCGGUAUGCUGCACUUUUUGCUCUUCGUAACAAUGGCGGAGAGGAAGCUGUCACGGCAAUUAUUGAAUCCUUAGGUUCGAGGAGUGCUCUCCUACGACAUGAGGUUGCUUAUGUUUUGGGCCAAUUACAAAAUAAAAGGGCUUCAGAUGCACUGUUGAGAACACUUAGAGAUACAAAUGAACAUCCAAUGGUUAGACAUGAAGCUGCUGAAGCUCUUGGUUCUAUUGCAGAUGAUGAAUGCCUUUCACUUCUUGAGGAGUUUGCUAAGGAUCCCGAGCCUAUUGUUUCACAAAGCUGUGAAGUAGCUCUCAGCAUGCUUGAGUUUGAAAAAUUGGGCAAGUCUUUUGAGUAUCUCUUCAUGCAGGCCCCUAAAGUUGAGCUAGUUCCAUAGAAAUGCUAUUACCUCCAAGUAUAUCGACCUGCUACUCCCUAGUCCCCUAGAACGAGCCCUCCACAGGAUUUUGUGUAAUCUAGUCCUGAAAUCAUCAUUUGGAGGAUUGCCAAGGACUUGCUUGUUGCUUUGUUGGAACACUUGACUAAUCCUUUUAGGAUUUUGGCUUACCAACUAGGCUAAUUUAAGAGUAUGAGUAGGAUAAUGGAUUCCCUAAUUUGAGGAGUCCGUUCUCUUGGGAACAAACUGUCAAACUUCAAGUCCAUAUGCGAAAGAAAAUAUAGUCUGAAGUCUAUCCCUAAUUUACUUAAGAUAAUUGUACCAUUAUACAUGUGUAAUUUUUCUGUCUUCUUGGAAGAUGAAGAUUUUGUCGGUAUGUAUACUCCAGUAUUCAACAGAAAUUAAGGAGUGUUUGACUUAUUGCC